Myripristis murdjan (pinecone soldierfish) is the source of this 3200-nucleotide messenger RNA. Its product is annotated as zinc finger and BTB domain-containing protein 22-like. The record is from RefSeq and is a predicted model, not a curated record. Lineage: Eukaryota; Metazoa; Chordata; Actinopteri; Holocentriformes; Holocentridae. The coding region runs from base 119 to 2479 and encodes 786 amino acids. Gene Ontology annotation, molecular function: protein binding; RNA polymerase II cis-regulatory region sequence-specific DNA binding; DNA-binding transcription factor activity, RNA polymerase II-specific. The transcript has 5 exons. Gene Ontology annotation, biological process: regulation of transcription by RNA polymerase II.
GAAGCAACAUUUUCAAAAAUGAUCCUCAAACUUCAGGGCCAGGCUAGACUGGCAGGCCCGACUCCCCCCGGCUGGAAGAGUGACCACACGUUUGAGGGGUGCAGCGUCAAUUAACACCAUGCAGUCCAUGCCUGGGGAUGCAGGCGGCAGCAGCUCAGCUCCCAGCGACCCGUCUGGCUCGGUAGUGCAGGUGUGUUUCCCCAGCGCUCAGGCCUCUGUGCUGGACAGCCUGAACCGGCAGAGAGAGGACGGGAAGCUCUGUGAUCUGUCCAUCCAGGUCCAGGGACAAGUUUUCAAGGCACACCGCUGCGUCCUUGCUGCCUCCUCUCCCUACUUCCAUGAUCAGGUACUACUGAAGAACAUGUCCACGGUCUCUAUCCCAGCAGUGAUGGACCCACUGGCGUUUGAGAGCGUGCUGAGCUGUGCCUACACAGGCCAGCUCCGUAUGCUGCGUGAGGACAUCGUCAAUUACCUCACUGUGGGCAGCGUCCUACAGAUGUGGCACAUCGUGGACAAAUGCACUGAGCUGCUCAAGGAAGGUCGGGCUGCGGCUGCGGGAGGGAGUGGAGGCGGAGUCCAGGAUGGUGGAGGUGUGAGUGGGGGCUCAGGGUCAGCUAACUCUGGGUGUAGCAGCAGCAACGUUGAUGGUGGUGCAGGUGGGGGUUCUGUAGGGGCUGGAGGUGGAGGUGGAAGCAGUGGUGGUGGUCAAGCCGAGAUUGUAGCGUCCAACGACCCCCAGCGUGCCUCCCAGCCCCCCAGCCGCCCAUCACUGAGCGAGAGCCAGUCUCCCAGUAGCACCAACUACUUCAGCCCGAGGGACGGCAGUGCAGCCACAGCUGGGACUUCAGGAGAUGGAGGAGGCGCUAACAACACCCCCAGCUACUGCACCCCUUCUGGAGAGGAGGCCUUUCUCAUCGAAGAGGAGGAGGAGGAAAUAGAAGAGGAAGAGGAGGAGGUGUUGUACCACCAGAGGAAGAGGGGAAGAGGAGGAGGAGGAGGAGGCGGCAGCGGGAGGAGGAAGAAGAUUAGUUCAUUGUCAGAGCAGGAAGUUGGGGUCAGCGAUAGUUUUGGCGUGUCUUCCUAUCAGGAUGGAGAGGACUCUGCCUUGCCACCCCAAAAGCGCCCCACCUAUAGCCAACCCAGCAUCAUGCCUCGCAAGCAGUGGGUGGUGGUGAAGACUGAACGCACCGAAGACGAUGAUCUCAUUGUGGUGUCCGGCGAGGAGGGAGGGGAAGAUGAAGAGGAGGAGGACGAGCGGGAGGUGGAGAUGGCCAGAGAGAGGGAGCGAACUGACUUCAACAUUUCCAACGUUAGAAGCUUGUCUGGAGAAUUAGGAGGCAGAGCUGAGACUGACAUGGACUCACAGGUGGACUACUGCCAGUCUUCAGAAGACUACCUCAAGUUUGAAAACAGUUUAAUGGAUCAGACACUAGCCCAGCACCUUCAUGACGGCACUGCAGGUCAGGGCCAGAGUGCUAAUCGGGCUGUUUCAGCACUGCUGGGCCAAGUUCAGUCUGCAGCCACAGCACGGGCGCAGCUCUUCCCCUUAGACAUGCAGGGGAACCAGAUUCUCCUCUACAGCCAAGCGUCUGGACUCUCCCUGGACGCUGCCCCACCGUCCCUGGGCAUGACAGGCAGCAUGGUCGGAGGAGCCUCGUUUAAAGGACCCAACCUAGAGCACGGCGCGGUCCAUUUGUCUGUGCAGGGGGGGUUAGGUGUCGAAGGCAUGGACAGUGGGGGGAUCAGCAGUGGUGGUGGGAGUGGCGGUGGCAUUGGUGCGGGGGGUUCAGGGAAAGUGUUUAUGUGCCACUGCGGUAAGACAUUUACCCACAAGAGCAUGAGGGACCGUCACAUCAACAUGCACCUGGACCUGAGGCCCUUUCACUGCCCCGUCUGUGCCAAGAAGUUCAAGAUGAAGCAUCACCUCACGGAGCACAUGAAAACCCACACGGGCCUCAAGCCGUACGACUGCCUCGGCUGCGGCAAGAAGUUUAUGUGGCGCGACAGCUUCAUGAGACACCGCUCGCACUGCGAGAGGCGCAGCGGACUUGGAGAUGGUAGCGAUGGAGGCAGUGGUGGCGAGGGAGGAAGAAGAGGUGGAGAAGAUGGGUCUGAUUUAAUGUCCUCCCCUCAUCUCCUCCUCUCUCCAGGGGAGGGAGGUCAGAGUGGUGUUCUAGGAGGAGUGGGCAGAGGAGGGAUGUCUGUUUUGUCUCCACAUCAUUCCAGUGCUGUUCUGUCACCACAGCAUCCCAGCGUCUCCACCGCUGGCAGUAGCAGCAGUAACGGCAGUAGUAGUAGUAACAGCAGUAGCUCUGGUCUGAGCAGCACCAUGGCUGCUGCGGGGGCGCUCCUUGGCGUCGUCUCCCAGAGCCCGGGUCAAGGUCAGGGCUCAGGGAUGUUUGGUGGUCUGGGAAUGAGUCGAAGUGUGUGUGAAGAAGACGUGUGUGAAGUUAGUGCCAAUGACAACAGCGUGACUUAAACCAAAUCAACACCUUGUGUCCACCAGGCACCUCUUUUUCAACUGGCUGCACAAUAUAUGGUGAUAGGAAAUGCCACUCCUGACUCCUGCUGUUCUUCUUUUUUGUGACUAUUAAAAACUUGUGUGAAGUGCAACACUCUUUUGCUAAAAGCUGAAACAUUUUUAACUGCCACUCUGGGCAGGGAAAACCAUUGUACUCUCACAGCACUGUUUGAAAACAUGCCCUUCCACUGUAAACAGUGGAAAAAGAAGCCAGUGGUGGAAAGAGAGGUUCCCUGUGGACACGCAGCCCAAGGAAGCUGUAGGCAUUUACAGAAAAAUCCGAGUUUGGGAUUCCAGUUGACUGCUGUGGUGUGAUAUUUGAAAAGACAACUUUUGGUAGUAUUGAUGCUAUCCUAAGUUACUUGUAACUGAAAAGACUUUGUUGAACAUGCCUCCUUAAAGUGGCCUAAUCGAAAAGGACCUUUGUCUCAGUGAGUAAGCUAUUGUUUUGAAUAUCCAAGAUUUCUUUUUUUGUUUGUUUUGUUUUUGUGGAGGAAUGCUGUGCGUCUCGAGAGGAAACCAAAAAUCAAUAGACAGUGCUUCACCAACAGUUACCUUCUGUGGCAACAUUAUAUCUGUAGAGUAGAAAAGUGGCUGUUCUAAAGUGCUGUGAUUUUCUGCAGUAUUGUACAGUAAUGUAUCACUGUUAAUCAAAAAAAAAAAAAAAAAAAAAAAAAAA